Protobothrops mucrosquamatus (brown spotted pit viper) is the source of this 813-nucleotide messenger RNA. Its product is annotated as zinc transporter 5-like. Gene Ontology annotation, molecular function: zinc ion transmembrane transporter activity. Lineage: Eukaryota; Metazoa; Chordata; Lepidosauria; Squamata; Viperidae. The transcript is spliced from 4 exons. Gene Ontology annotation, biological process: zinc ion transport; transmembrane transport; intracellular zinc ion homeostasis. Gene Ontology annotation, cellular component: membrane; Golgi apparatus. The annotation marks the transcript as partial. The record is from RefSeq and is a predicted model, not a curated record.
AAUAGUUUGGAAUUUCAGCUUAUUCAGAACAUCUCAGUAUAUUUUGUCUAUACUCUUAUUGAUUGUUUUCUCAAUUACAGGUUUGGCCGUGUGGAAAUUCUCUCAGGUUUUAUUAACGGCCUUUUUCUCAUGGUAAUAGCUUUCUUUGUCUUUACUGAGUCGGUGGCCAGACUGGUUGAUCCUCCAGAUAUAGAUACAAAUAUGUUGACUCCUGUUUCAGUUGGAGGACUGAUAGUAAACCUUGUUGGUAUCUGUGCCUUUAGCCAUGCCCAUUCCCAUGGGCCUUCUCGAGGAGGAUGCCAUGCGCAUGAGCACAGUCAUUCCCAUCACAGCCAUGGUCAUGGCCAUGGCCAUUCCCACAAUGACUAUGGGCACACUCAUAAUCAUGGACAUGGCCAUGGAUCGUUAGGAGGCAACAUGAAUACCAAUAUGAGAGGAGUAUUUCUACAUGUCUUGGCAGAUACCCUUGGCAGUGUUGGUGUUAUCAUAUCAACAAUUCUCAUUCAACAGUUUGGAUGGUUGAUAGCCGAUCCACUCUGUUCUCUAUUUAUUGCUACAUUGAUUUUUCUCAGUGUUAUCCCUCUACUAAAAGAUGCUUGCCAGGUACUCUUGUUGAGACUGCCUCAAGAACAUGAAAAAGAUCUGCACAUGGCUUUAGAAAAGAUCCAGAACAUAGAUGGUGUCAUCUCCUAUAGAGAUCCUCACUUCUGGUGUCACUCUGCUAAUGUAGUGGCAGGCACAAUACAUGUACAAGUAAUGUCAGAAGUAAUGGAACAGAGAAUUAUACAGCAGGUAGCUUAGUAUGUUCAUUCU